AUGAAAGUGUCUCCGUCCUCCUUCACUUCUUGUGGGAACCCAGCUGGACUGAAGCCAACAGAGCUGGCCUUGGUGAGCGGAGGACUUCUCACCAGGAACGAUCUUCAAAGCGAUGGCAUCUAUUUGAAUCAAAUAUCCAGGAGAGCAGGCGGGCACAAGAUCAUGUUUGCCAGGAGAGCACAAUAUGAACAGCAGAGACUUCACAUGAUGAGGCCUAAAGGGAUGCCAGACCCUCCAAGGGACUACCUGCCUACCAAGGUGUCCUCAAACUCUGCCAGGCCCACCUGCUCCCAGCUGGGCCAGAGCUGCCUGCCUCACCAGGGAUGCUGUGAGACCUGUUCUACCUGCCAUUGCCACUUCUUCCAAGCCAUUUGCUUCUGCCGGAGGAGAAGUGUGUCGUGCAGCCAAAACUCUUGA
Nerophis lumbriciformis (worm pipefish) is the source of this 417-nucleotide messenger RNA. The record is from RefSeq and is a predicted model, not a curated record. Lineage: Eukaryota; Metazoa; Chordata; Actinopteri; Syngnathiformes; Syngnathidae.